This is a messenger RNA of Lichtheimia ornata, 1503 nucleotides long. RefSeq lists its product as uncharacterized. NCBI's taxonomy places the organism in Eukaryota, Fungi, Mucoromycota, Mucoromycetes, Mucorales, Lichtheimiaceae. The coding region runs from base 1 to 1503 and encodes 500 amino acids. Gene Ontology annotation, molecular function: protein-arginine omega-N symmetric methyltransferase activity. The record is from RefSeq and is a predicted model, not a curated record. The transcript is spliced from 3 exons. Gene Ontology annotation, cellular component: mitochondrion.
AUGCAACGGUGGUCAAGUUGUUGCCACGCUGUUCACACCGCUACAAAGUCAACAGCAAUACGAACACGCUUCCUCCAUUAUCAACAACGACGGCUCCUCUCCUCAACACUCGCAUCGCGACAACAUGACAAUCAACAACGAGAAAACGACCUCAUUUCACGCACCAACAUUUUGGCUCCUUUCUUCACUGGGGGCGAACGUGAGAUCAACUACGAGAAGCAUCGCCAUUAUCCUGUAAAGACGGCAGAGCAAACAGCAUCCCUCAAAACACCACCGACAUGUGCGCGUAUGCUUGCACGCGAUUAUAUUGACGACUCGCUGUACAAUCCCAACUAUGGCUACUUUUCCAAGCAAGCUGUUAUUUUCUCGCCCGAGGUGGACAUUGACUUUACGGAGCUACGCGACAAUCUCGAGUUUCAAAAGCUAUUGGCCAACAUGUAUAGAGAGAUUGAAGGCGAAGUGGAUGAAGUGGAUGAAGUUGCUCGGCAGGUCUGGCACACACCUACUGAAUUGUUCAAGCCCUGGUAUGGUUAUGCAAUUGCAAAGUAUAUGGUGUCAGAAUACAAGUUGAACCUGUACCCCCACAAGGACCUUAUCAUUUACGAGAUGGGUGCAGGCAAUGGUACCUUGAUGAUGAACAUCCUCGACUAUAUCCAAAAGUAUGAACCAUCGGUCUAUAAACGCACGCAAUACAACAUUAUUGAGAUCUCGGGCAAGCUUGCUGAACGACAAUCAGAACGACAAGAAGUGAGAGAUGUCACCGAACAGCAUACCAACGUUAAGAUUAUCAACAAAAGCAUCUUUGAUUGGGAUAUCCACGUGCCUGAUGAAUGUUUCUUUUUGGGAAUGGAAGUCAUUGACAACUUUGCACAUGACGUGAUCCGAUAUGAUCUUGAGACGUUACAACCUUAUCAAGGACUUGUCAGCAUUGAUGAAAAUGGCGAUUAUACCGAAUUGUAUGAACCUGUUGGCAACGAUGCACUGAUAUCACGUUAUUUGGCUAUGCGGAAACAAGCACGCUAUCGUAGUCCCAUCUUGGCACGACGUGUUUGGCACAAGCUUCUCAAGAUGAUGCCUGUGGCACCCAAUUUGACAGCUCCUGAAUACAUUCCCACCAAAUUGUUCAUGUUUCUGGAAACACUCAAGCAUCAUUUCCCUCGACAUCGACUGGUGCUCUCUGAUUUCUCACAAUUGCCUGAUGCCGUUGAAGGCGUGGAUGGACCUGUGGUACAAACGAGAUACAAAGGCACCAUGGUUCCUUGUUCUACGUAUAUGGUUCAGCCUGGCUGGUUCGAUAUCUUCUUCCCAACCAACUUUGAAUUACUCCGGGACAUGUAUCUUCUCGUAUGUCGUGGCGCUCGUGCUGGCAAUGAUAAGGCCGUCAAGGUGCUCACCCAUCGUGAAUUCUGUGAACGAUACGGUGACAUUGAGAGGACAACGACUCGUAGUGGAGACAACCCCAUGCUCACUUAUUAUGAAAAUAUGAAGUUUUUGAUUACAUAA